AUGGCCGAUAAACCGCUGAAAGAUUAUGCGACACCAUGUGCACGAGGAGUCCGAUCCAGUAUAACCCGACCAACCAUCGAUGCUAACAACUUUGAGAUAAAGCCCGCAGUAAUUCACAUGGUCCAGAAAAAUCAAUUUGGAGGAGGACCACACGAGGACCCGAAUCAUCAUCUAGAGCUGUUUUAUGAAAUCUAUGGCACGAUGAAGGUAUCAUUGGACUCUGUGGGAGGAGGGGCGUUGAUGAACAAGAGCCUUGAUGAAGUAGAAGAAAUAAUAGAGAAUGUGGCACAGAACCACCAUCAGUGGGCAUCUGAAAGAUCAGGUGGUGCGUUCUCAGGACAUCAGACGAAGGCAUUAGGGAAAUUCGAGGUGGAUGCAUUUACGCUCAUGUCUGCAAAGAUGGAUGCCUUGACUAAGAAAUUUGAAGCAAUGGGGAGCAACACAGCUAAUGCCGUAGUUUGUGUUUGA
This is a messenger RNA of Zingiber officinale, 468 nucleotides long. RefSeq lists its product as uncharacterized. The record is from RefSeq and is a predicted model, not a curated record. Bases 1 to 468 code for a protein of 155 amino acids. NCBI's taxonomy places the organism in Eukaryota, Viridiplantae, Streptophyta, Magnoliopsida, Zingiberales, Zingiberaceae. The transcript has 2 exons.